Sardina pilchardus (European sardine) is the source of this 676-nucleotide messenger RNA. RefSeq lists its product as uncharacterized. Lineage: Eukaryota; Metazoa; Chordata; Actinopteri; Clupeiformes; Clupeidae. The record is from RefSeq and is a predicted model, not a curated record. The coding region runs from base 17 to 676 and encodes 219 amino acids. The transcript has 4 exons.
AGUGAUAAAAGAAAAAAUGGGGAAAACAUUUGCACACAGAAAAAAUGAAAUUGUCAACCAAUCACCCAGGAUUGAGGACAUCAAUGCCAGAUGGCCUGCUCUAUUUGAGGCAUCUCAAAUUCAGGAUGAGUUUUACAGAAUCACAAUGGUGCAUCUUGAGUCAAAGUUCAUGGCCAAGCUGGAUGAAUAUACUCCGAAGCUUGUGAAUCUCUUCCAAUCCAAGGGUGGAACCAUGGGGUUGAGGUUGCAGGCAAUCUUACUCAAGGCUCCAACCAAUCCUACCACUAAUGUGACCAGAGCUGUUGUCAUCCGAUGUUUGGUGGUGUACCUUGGGGAAUCUUUAGAUCAUCUCCUUAAAGAGUAUGAUGAUACUGAUGGAGACAGUGUGUCACAGGACCUUGCUGUGCAAAGGAUUAAAAUCUACACCAUCAAGGCGAAUACAUCAGAAGGUCCAGACGACGUUGGUAUCGUGGUAGAGGGCCUGAAAGUUCUGACCGCCCUGGGCAACUUUGCAAGGGCUUGCUCCAUGCUCCUUGGGUUGAUCUAUGCUGUAAAUUUGGCCUAUCCCAAGGAGCUCAAAUAUACGUUUGAAGUCUUCCAGAAACUCCUCCUCGAGCUGGACGGUUCAAAGCUGACCCCAAAAGUGAACAACCUCAAGAACAAACUGCUAGCUUAA